Rangifer tarandus platyrhynchus (Svalbard reindeer) is the source of this 1659-nucleotide messenger RNA. The record is from the annotation of a GenBank genome assembly. Lineage: Eukaryota; Metazoa; Chordata; Mammalia; Artiodactyla; Cervidae.
AUGACGGACGGCAAGGACUUGGAGGCCGAGAUCCACCCGCUGAAGAGUGAGAACAGGAAGGUGCCAGAGAACACGGGGGGCCCGGCAGGAAAGGAGCCCCACGGGACGCCAGCCCCGCAGACCCGCCUCUCGCGCUGCCGCACCGCGGCCUUCUUCCUCUCCCUGUUCGCCUGCCUCCUUGUGGUGUUCGUGGUCUCCUUCAUCAUCCCGUGUCCAGACCGGCCGGCGUCGCAGGGGGUGUGGAGGAUCGAUUACAACGCGGCAGUCGCCUAUGACUUUCUGGCCACAGAAGAUGUGAACAAGGACAAGAUCCAGGAUAUUCUCUUUCUGUAUAAAAACACCAACAGCAGCCACAGCAAUUCCAGCCUCUCCUGUGCUGAUGAAGGCUUUUCCUGUCCCUGCACCUUCGUGGCCGCUGUGUCCGGGGCCAACGGCAGCAUCCUCUGGGAGAGGCCUGUGGCCCAGGACGGGGCCUUCGUGGAGUGUGGCGUCCUGCAGCCCAGGGGCAGCGCGGCGCCCUCUGCCUGCAUUGUCCUUGGCAGGCCCGGCCCUCUCGUCGCUGUGGACACACUCACAGGGAAGACCCUGUGGAGCCAGCCCAGCAGCUUCGGGGGAAAUGCAUCUGUCCUGAGCCCUCUGCUCCGCGUGCCCGACCUCGAUGCCGAUGGGGCCCCAGACCUGCUGGUCCUCGUCCAGGAGGAGAACCAGGUCAAUGGCUACAUCUACUCGGGUGGCACCGGGCAGCAGGUCAGCCCCCCGGACAGUCUGGGUGUGGACGGAACCAGUGGCUCCAUCCUCCACGUCACCAGGGCUGGGGCCCACUACGUCCUUGUCCCCUGCGGCACUGCCCUCUGCAGCCGCUCCGUGAAGGGCCUGUACGAGAAGGUCAGCGGGAGGGACAGCUCACUCAAGAGCGACCCCCUCUGGGAGGACAUGCUCAGCGCCACGUCGCACAGGCUGCUUGUGCACAGCUCAGGGGCCAUCCGCUACCUGAUGAACGUGCCGGGGAAGGUGGGCGAUGACCUGCUUCUCGUGAGUGCCGAGGCCUGCGUGCUGCUGGAUGGGCAGGAUCUGACGCCCAGGUGGACCUUCGGGACAACCCAGGUCCUGAGAAAACCCGUUCUUGGCCACUACAAACCCAACAACCCAGCAGUGCUUGUCGAGAACGGGACCGGCUCCGACAGACAGGUACUGCUCCUGGACCUCGGCUCCGGGGCCAUCCUGUGGAGCCAGGCCCUCCCCGGCCUCCCUGGGGACCCGCCGUCCGCCAGUCUUCCCACCGCAGACCACCGCUCCGCCUUUUUCUUCUGGGGUGUCCACAAGACAACUGGCUCCAACCAGACGGAGCCCGGAGCCACUGGGCACUGCCUGUACAUGCUCCACCCCACGCUGCCCGGUGUCCUGCUGGAGCUUGACAGCGUCUCUGCCCCCAUCGUCGCCUUCCAGGUGGUUCUGCUGGAGCUGGGCCGCCACGCUGCCUGCGUCCUCCUGACGGGCCCAGCCAGCCCCAACCCGCCCGGCCUGGUCUCCGUGACCAAACAAAAGGUGCAGGACCUCAUCCUGGGCGGCAGGGUGGUCCGCCUGGCCGAGGGUGGCCCCGAGAGCGACCAGGCUGUCCGGGACCGGCUCUCCCGUCUGCGGUACCGGAGCGAGGCCUAG